Penaeus monodon (black tiger shrimp) is the source of this 4832-nucleotide messenger RNA. It is a transcript of the gene PIG-O, whose product is annotated as GPI ethanolamine phosphate transferase 3-like. Gene Ontology annotation, biological process: GPI anchor biosynthetic process; phosphoenolpyruvate-dependent sugar phosphotransferase system. Gene Ontology annotation, cellular component: endoplasmic reticulum membrane. Gene Ontology annotation, molecular function: mannose-ethanolamine phosphotransferase activity. The record is from RefSeq and is a predicted model, not a curated record. Lineage: Eukaryota; Metazoa; Arthropoda; Malacostraca; Decapoda; Penaeidae.
GAGAAUAACAUUGAGCAGAGAGAAAGGGAAGCGAUAAAGCCAUCCGGCGGCCGGCCAAAACUAGGGAUUUCUUAGCAAGAAGAACUGGGGAUAUAUUUGUUAUUUUCAUCAACUAGAGUCUGGUGUCCUGUGUUAAAGGAGAAAGGAAAAGAUGAAGAAAUUGACCAGUACAAUAUCUGUCAAGAUUAAUGCUGUCAACUAGAGCCAAUGACAACUGAACUUCGAGUGCCGCAUUUUCAGGCUUAUUUACAGUGAAAAUACAGUAUUUUUCGACAAUAUAAAUAGAGAUCAAGAAAAAAAUCUACGUACUUGAAUGUCAACAAGAAUGUGGCAAACCGUAUUGGGAUGGACACACUACUUUUGGUGUUUGGCGAUCACGGCAUGACCAAGACAGGCGACCAUGGUGGAGACUCUGAAGGUGAAAUAACAGCUGCUCUCUUUGCCUACAGUCCUGGACUCAAUAUGGUGCCUGCCAACCCAAAUAGCAUUCAUCCAGUGCAGGUGUCACAAGUGGAUAUUGUUCCCACUCUUGCUCUGGCCCUUGGUGUUCCCAUCCCAUACUCUAACCUGGGAAAGGUGGUGGAAGAGUUGCUGGCCAAAAAAGGAGAAUCAUCGGAGGAAGUCUUAAGCAAGAAAGUUCAGGCGCUUGCACAAAAUGUUCAGCAAGUCCAGAAAUACUUGCAGGAAUACAAGAAAGUUGGCAAUGAAUUUUUUGGAGAGUUGUGGAAUAGAUUGGAAAAUUUGAAGGAGAAAAUGAAUAAAGAUUUAAAUGAGCUUACUACAAGAGAAAAGAAAAUGGCCUAUAUUGAAUACCUAAAUGUUGCAAAAAUGAUGUGUGAAACAGUCUGGGCAAAGUUCAACAUAGCGGAAAUGACAAGUGGUCUUAUUCUGAUGGUUACAGUUAUGGCACUUACUGUGUUAAUGGUGCUCAGUCAAGUGAAUGAUGCACUGGUCUUGAAGAGACUGCUCUUCCUAACUGUAGGAGUCAAUUCUUUGUUCAUUUUUACUUCUUAUGCCAGUAUUUCAGUGAUGGGGUAUGUGGCAAGUGGAUUGAUAGUUCUUUGGCUGUAUUUCCACCAUAGAUAUUUGAAUUGCAAGAGCUCAAACAUUAACAUCACAGAUGGCUUUUCUCUUUUUCUAAUACUUUGCAUAUGCUUAGGGAGUUUUUCAAACAGUUAUGUUGUUGUAGAAAAUUAUUUAAUAUCAUUCAUGCUCUUAUCAUUAGUUAUCAUGUAUUCACUUAUUUCCUUUUUGAAGAGGCAAAGAAAAAAGAAUAUGAAUACACUGUCUUGGAAGAAUGUAAAAAUGUCUUUAAAUGUCCGCAGUGUUGUAUGUUUUAUGGCUGUGAUUGUCCUGUUGGUGUCUGUACGAGGGAGCUUUUCAUAUUGGAAAUGCCGUGAAGAACAGUCGUGGUGUGUUCCCAGCCAGGUUCACACCCCCAUGAAUGGUCUGCCAGAGAGUUUCAGAAACUGGAGAUACUUUACUAGCUUGUUUGCCCUUGUUUUGUUAGUAUGGUUACCUCGACGAUGGCUCAUUAUGUGUGGCAAUUUGAAUGGUUCAAGGCUUGGAGUUCUUUUAGUGAAUUAUGUCCCAGUUAUUACAGGGGUGUUUGUAGCUGCUCACUGGGCCCUACAGGCUGCACCUCUGCAGAACUCUCCACUCAGUGAGCAUGUUGUAAUCCCUCCACGAUUAACAUUUGCUGUUACUAUAUUAUUUGUUGUAACCUUAUACUGCAUUCCUUUACUGAUAUAUGAGGUGCCUCCUAAGAAAAGCUUUGGACCUGUUGUUAACCAUCCUUAUGGCUUUGUACCUCAAGUGUAUCAUAAGCUCAUUGAAAAAUACCAUGAUGGUAACUCCAAGAACUCCAAUAUUCCUGUAGUAUAUGGACUGGCAACUGCAGUGUCUGCUCCAGUUUUAAGCAUAGUGAUUGCACUCUUAGUUGUACUGACUAUGCUUGCUGGUGAUGGCUUGGCACCAGCAGUCCUAGUUCUUGUUAUCACUGCAACAUCUUGCUUCGUGGUACAAGCUGUGUGUUCAUGGAUGACAGCCAAUGAUAUUGAAACAUUGCUGAAACCAUCUUGGACAUCCCUCUGUGUCUGGUUCAUCCUGAGUGUUCAUGGAUUCUAUGUAACUGGGCAUCAGCCAACCUUCUCCUCAUUGCACUGGUCUGCUGCAUUUGUAGGAUUUACUGGUGAUUGGGGUGGCAGCAACUUCUUCCCAACUCUCCUUGUGGGCAUCAACACUUUCAUGGCACAGAUUCUCUUUGGUUUAUCAUUGCCAUUAAUUGUGUUAGCACCACUAGCUAUAGGAGUGGCCUUUCCAAGACUACGAGGCAACAGACUAGAGUCUGAAGAAACAAGUCGAGGAGAGUUCUUAUUGGUGGAUCGGCCAGAGAAAGCUAAGGAGACAGUCUUGUUUACUGCAGUAUCUUACAUCCUUCUCCAUGCAGUAAAAGUAUUUUGCUCAUCCCUCUCUGCCUUUGUUUUGCGACGCCAUUUGAUGGUCUGGAAGAUCUUUGCCCCACACUUUAUUUUUGAGGCUGUAGGAUUCUUGGUGACGUGCUGCUGUGUGGUCCUCAGCACUGUCUUCUUUCUCAGAAUACUGAAGGUCCUGUAUGCAUGGAGUGAGCAGCUCCACAUAAAGAACAGUUAAACAACAAUGUCACAUUGUUCUAAAUUAGAAAUUAUUUUAUGGAAAAGACUGUUGUUACAGACAUGUAUAUGUAAAUCAAAGGUAGUAGCCAUGUGAUUUUUGUUUUGUCUACUGAAGGUUUGAGAUGUCUGAUUUUGUCAUUAGCUACAUCAUAUUUUUGAUACUAACGGAAAAAGCGUUUAUAUUGUGCGGUUGUGUCUUUUGUAUUGGAGCAUUGUUGAUCUGAAUAAUUUCAUAUAUAUGAUUAUAUGACAAUGUAUUAUACAAUAUCAUUGAAAGAAUUGUUAUUAACUUUUAUGAAAAUGCUCCUAAGAACUUAACUUUUAUUCUAUAAAAUGGAAAAUGUAGAUAAUAAAUAAUAUAAGAAUACUAUUCAGACCAAAUGUGUAUCCUUGUUCAUAUUUGAUAUUUUGCUCAAUAUUGUUGUAAACAAUACCCUUAUACAAUCUUUGCCACUAGAAGUUCUUAUCACAGGGUAAGGAGUCUCUCUCUCUCUUUGGCAUAAUGUUUUAUUGGAAACCAUACGUUUGAUCUCAGCUCUUACAAGUGAAUUCUUCACCAGAAAAUAUGAAUUCAUUUUAAUUAGAUAAUGAGUAUAUGAAAAUAUGCUCACUGUGUACAUAUUUUAUUACAUUUAAACUUCAUUAACUGAUUGUGAUAUAAUAAAAAUGAUAAUGUUACCACUGCCACUACCACCACUACAACUUUGCUUCUACUUCUGUUUCUACAUCUGUGACUACUUCUACUUCUUCUUCUUCUUCUUCUUCUUCUUCUUCUUCUUCUUCUUCUUCUUCUUCUUCUUCUGCUACUACUGCUAGCUACUGUACCUUCAACUACUUCUACUGCUAGUGCCAGUACUAAUACCAGUACCACCACCACCACCACUGUUGCUAUUUUUACUAAUACUACUGUUACUAUUCCUACUAUUUCUUCUACUACUUCUGUUACCACAAGUAACCAAGAGUUACUGUGGUGAGUACACAGUAUUUGGGCCAGAUAUAACACAACUAUGAGCAGUUUGUAAACCCUUUUUAAGUGGGUAAUAUGAAAUUUAAGAUAAUGGAUAUAGUUUAAACAUCCACUCACAUGAAACUGAUGUAUACAUAUGAUAAUAUUUGUAAGAGAUAAGAGGGCCAAAUUAUAAAUCAAUAAAAAAAUAUGAAAGACAAAAUGGCCACUUGAUUCAUUAAAAAUACUUGUGACAGAAGAUGACACAUUUUUAAAAGACUAAUGGUCAAUUAACUAUAAUAUACCUUUUGGUUUUCCACAGAAUGUGUGGUCACACUAUUUGACAUUACUGUAUAUUGCCUGUCAGGAACUUUUUUCUGCUACAUUUUAACCUCUCAGUGAGAGGCAUGUAGUGUCUACAAAUGCAUCUGAUACUACUUGGCAAAUUUCCCCCAAUAGUACCCAGAAUAUCAUCCCCCAUACCCCCAUUCUCUUCCUGAGCCAAUCAAACACUUUCAUUUUCCAACCUCCUGCUUAUGGAUGGAAUAUAGCAAGUGUGAAUUAGUAAUUCUGGUACUUUAUAGCAUAUUUAAUUCAGUCAAGCCCACAUCUUUACCUCUCUAAUUUUCUCCUGCACACACCAUACUAUUAAGUAUUAGAGAAUUACUCAGUUAUAUAUUGUUUUUUAUUAUUUGGAUAACUAUGAGUAUAUCUAAAUGCAUAUUUUAUUGUUUUAUAUAAUAAAAAUGUAAUUUUGUUGCUUCAUAUGUUUUAUUUAUAUAUUUAUAACUUAUCCCCAUUUUCAUCCAUAAGCAUAGGGUAACUGCUAUAUAUAUUUAAAAUAUGACAAUGAAAAGGAUAUUUUCUGGUUUGUAAAAUUGAGCCCUCACCCAUUGGUGCAUGGCACAUGCACUGGUCACUGUAGUUUUGUUUUGCGAAUUUUGUUAACAUAUAUGGCUAAAAUCACAAACUUACCCUCCCAGUGACAGAGUUGAUAUACCAACAACCAAAGUUCUCCUUAAUAGGUCUUGAAAAAACAUGCCUUUUUGCAGCAAGAAAAAACUUCUGCUUCACUGUUUCUUCCUUACUCCCAAAACAUUCCUGUCAUUUUAUUUGUAGAGAGCAUAAGUGUCACACUUUGUUUCAUGUCAGGCAUUCAUUAUUGCUCUUUUAUUAAUUUAAUACUAUAAUUGUAAUUGAAGAUGAAAUUACUAAAAAUAAUGAUUAUUUUU